GCUGGAAGGGGUCAGGGGAACCCCAUUAUUGUGCCCUUCUGUCUGAGCCUCAGUCUCCACAUCCACACAAUGAGCAGGUCAGGUCAGCGAUGUUCAAGCGCCCAUCCUGCUCUGUUAUUCAGACUAUUUCACUCAUUCGCUCUUCGUCCAAAUUGACUUAAUUAAUUUUUCAUUAAUACCUAUGUGCCAGGCCCUCGGCUAGGCCUUGGGAACAUAGGGUGGAAACAGAAGACCGAGCCCCAUAAUAGUCAUAUCUAAUAGUCAGCCCUGUGCAGGCACCUCUCAUCCUAAUGUUGCCAAAUCUCUGGGACAGGUGCCUCCUUACCCUGUUUCACAAGUGAGGAAACUGAGGCUGGGGGAGGGAGGGACUUUCCUGCAGCCAGUGGAGCUAUGAGACCUGCCAGUCAGCCUGGCCCUCGGGCCCCUGCUCCGAACUACCGAAUCAUUCUACUUCUGGAUCUCAGAUUCUAGGAAGCUUGUUCGAGAGGUGAGGAAACCAAGGCCCAGAGAGGCAGGAGAUCUCUUUCAAAGUCUCAGAGUCUUCAACCCGCCAGCCUUAACCGAAGGUCUGGAUCCCUGACCUAGGUUCACACGGAUUUUUCUAGUGCCAGAGAGUGGCACUCUAGGCUGGGUGGAUACCACUUAGGACCUGGGCUCCUGAAAGGCUGGGCCAACCUCAGAGAGAAGGCCACAGUCACACCCAUGUUGGGGAUAAUAAUAGUGUGAGGGUCUCCUUUAGUUUGCUCACCAAAUAUUGGUGAGUUACAGGGAGCAAGUCUCUGCUACCAAAUUAAGAAAUUCCCCUAAAUUUACUGCACUGUGCAUCUGUGUCCUGAGCUGACCCUGCUCCUUCCCCCAUGAAGGCCAAGGGCACCAGAGCACUCCACAUUCUAGCCCCAGCUCCCCACCCCUGUCUGACCCUGCCUUCACCCUGGCCUGACCCCUCAUGCUCCGUGAGCCAGCUGUGCUGAGCUUCUCAGCCCUGUGUCUGCAGGGGCUGUGACCUCUCCCUGGAACUCCCCUCCUCACUUCUCUUUCUGGAAAAUCUUGUUUGUUCUUCUUGAACCUGAGACACAGGGCAAGCUAGAAAUUAGGCAGUUUCAGGGACAGUGCAGGAGGGGACCUCUGAAGAAUUUAGGGAGGCUUCAGAGAUAAGGACAACCAAGGGAAUGUAACCAAUUCCACUAGGAAAAACAAACAUCUCAGGACCAAGGACAACAUUGUUAACACUGGUCCUGGUUUCAGGUGGUAAAGGGAGGCGGAGAUUGGAGAAAUGGAGAGUGGUUUAAUUUAUGGACAACUUAGAAGGGCAGCUGUUUAACUUCAAUGCAGGGAUGCCCAUCCAGAGGACGGCCAUAAAGAUAAAGAUGCAACAAAUGGGGAAAGACAAAGCUGUUAGGUAAGGAAUGUGAAGAUCCCCCACUCAGUAGCAAAUUAAGUGAGACAGAGGAGAACUAACCAAUCACAAAGAGACUGGUGGAGCUUUAGAAUGAGAAAAAAAAGGUCUAUAUUCCCUGAGACACGACUCCACUUUGGCUUCCUUGCCCCUCCCAGGCCUGGUUCCCUGGCCUGGGAGUCCCACUUUAUUUCUGCUCUUUUUCUCCUCAAUAAACUUUUUCUUUCUCUAAACAAACCUGCCUCUUCUCACUUGCUUGCCUGAGCGUCUGCGAAGUUCCUGCUGUGGCUUCGUGAGACACCAACCCGUGGGGGUCUGGUGGCCGGGGCUCAGCGCUGUCCCUGCAGCCUGGGAUCCGUUCCUGGCUGGGAGACUAGGCCUGACAAUUCCAGUAUCAAACCCAAUCUACUCUACCUCCUUUGGACGAUCCACCCCACUUAAGGGUCCCAUUGCUAUAACUUGUCCACAUGCUUCUGCUCAGAAGAUGGGCAACAUGCCACCGGACUGGGAAGCUUCCCUGUGCCUCCCCACAGCCUUGGCCCAGACCCCAGCCCUGGGCCCCUCCAACGGCAGCUGUUCAGACGCCACAGAGACCCAGCACCUGACUGUGGUGGGGAUAAUGUUCACAGCGCAGACCUUGCUUGGUGUGGGCGCGGUGCCCAUUCAGCCCUUCGGCAUCUCCUACAUCGAUGACUUUGCCCACAACAGUAACUCACCCCUCUACCUAGGGAUCCUGUUUGCAGUGACCAUGAUGGGCCCAGGCAUGGCCUACGGGCUGGGUGGCCUCAUGUUGCGCCUGUAUGUGGACAUUGACCGAAUGCCGGAAGGUGGUGUCAGCCUGACCUCGAAGGACCCCCGCUGGGUGGGUGCCUGGUGGCUGGGCUUCCUCAUCGCCGCUGGGGCAGUGGCCCUGGCUGCCAUUCCCUACUUCUUCUUCCCGAGAAAGAUGCUCAAGGAAAAGCACGAGCUUCGCUUUCGGAGAAGGGUCUUGACAAUCGCAGCUUCCUCUGCCACCAAAGGUGAGGACUCUCCCUCCUUGCAGAGCCCUGGGGAGUCCCCAGAGAAGCAAGAUGGCUUAGCUCAGAUGGCGCCGGACCUGACUGUGAUCCAGUUCAUUAAAGUCUUCCCCAGGGUACUUCUGCGGACCCUGCGCCACCCCAUCUUCCUGCUGGUGGUCCUGUCCCAGGUGUGCAUGUCAUCCAUGGUGGCUGGAAUGGCCACCUUCUUGCCCAAAUUCCUGGAGCGCCAGUUUUCCGUCACAGCGUCCUAUGCCAACCUGCUCAUCGGCUGCCUCACCAUACCAUUGGCCAUCACGGGCAUUGUGGUGGGGGGCGUCCUGGUCAAGCGCCUCAACCUGAGUCCCAAGCGUUGUACCCUCCUCUGCCUGCUGGGGGCGCUGCUCUGCCUUCUUUUCAGCCUGCCCCUCUUCUUCAUGGGCUGCCCAACACACCAGAUUGCAGGCAUCACCCCCCCGACUGGACCCAAGCCAGGCCUGGAGCUCUUUCCACGCUGCAUGGAGUCCUGCUCCUGCUCAUCAGAUGACUUUAACCCCGUCUGCGACCUCAGCACCCACGUGGAGUACCUCACGCCCUGCCACGCAGGCUGCAGGAGCCAGCUGGGCCAGGAGGCUGUAGACAAGAGCCAGGUCUUCUACACCAACUGCAGCUGUGUGGCCGAGGGUGUCUCCGUGGUGGGGGGCUCCUGCGACUCAGCCUGCAGCUACCUGGUGCUGCCCUUCAUGCUGCUGGUCAGCCUGAGCGCCGCCCUGGCCAGCGUCACUCACACCCCCUCCUUCAUGCUCAUCCUAAGGGGCGUGAAGAAAGAAGACAAGACUCUGGCCGUGGGGAUCCAGUUCAUGCUCCUGAGAGUCUUGGCCUGGAUGCCCAGCCCUGUGAUCCACGGCAGCGCCAUUGAUACCACCUGCUUGCACUGGGCCCAGAGCUGUGGGCGUCGGGCCGUCUGCCGCUACUAUGACCACGACCUGCUCCGAAACCGGUUUAUUGGCCUCCAGUUCUUCUUCAAGAUUGGCUGUCUAGCCUGCUUCGCCUUGAUUUUGGUCAUUCUAAGGCAGCAGGACAAAGAGGAGGGGACCAAGGCGACCGUGCCCAACCCUGGCCCACAGAAGCAGUCGGUAACAUCUGGGCCAGCCCAGAAGCCGAUUGAAUCCAAAGUGUGAGCUGUCCUGGGGCCCCGCCCUGGCCGAGGCUGGCUGCCAUGGCAAGGACCGACUCUGGCCCUUGGCCCGGGACUGGGUUUGGGGAGUCCUGUACUCCAGAUCCAGCUCUUGUGCUAGCUUGUUGUGCAACUUCAGGCAUCACUGGACCUCUCUGGGCCUUUAUCUGCUCAUCUGAACCAAGGAAAUUCAAACCAAACAAACUUAGGGUUUGCUAUGUUGGCUGCUUCUAAAGCAAGAGUAUCUACCCCCUUCACUGCCCCCAGCCAGACUGACCUAAAAUCAGGCUUUCCUGGGUGGGAGGACAGAGUAUCUUUCCCCCAGGUACCCUGGGGUAAAGAAGUGGACAACAGUAGCCAGGCUAUCCUACACAUGAGCUCUAGCUCUGCUCUGUAGCUCACUAAGGGCACACUCUCUGAACUCCAGACACGUCCUCUGUCGGGUGGAAAUACACUUGCCGGCUUUCAGGCUCCCUCCAGCUGUGACCCUCUGUGUGGUCGGAAUGGACUCAGAACCUUCCCUGCUCGCCCAUUAGGCCUGGAGGUGGGGCCAGCACAGCCUCUGUCAAGAAGUAGCCAUUUGGCGCCCCCUGCAGGCAGAGAUCUGGGCUGGGCACUAAGGGGAAAACCUGGGGCCAAGGGAGAUGGUCUCACACUCAGGACAUCCAGGACCAGCAGGGCUUCCUGGGGUUGAUGUGAAUUGGGGACACAGACCCGCUCCCCGAACUCAGGAAGUCCCAGUUCCCAGAGCCACAGCUAUGGUGAAGCCUACUCACUGCCUUAGGGUUUCGGGGAGGGAGACAUAGUCCCUAUUUUCUAACUUCAAAGGCCAGACACACUAAGUACACACACUCACUCGUACCCUCGUGCUGCCAAGAGUUCACCCAUAUGACCAGGGCCCACCAAAGUCACUGUGACUUUUGUCACUAGAACCCCCAUUUCACUAUUUCCUCCCAGGGGCUCCAAUCUGUGUCACCUGGAGUUAUGGCGAUAAUGUUGGGUUUUGUAACACUUAUGUUCUGGGGAGUAAGAAGUGGCUCUCUGUGCUUUCCGGGACCAGUUCUGUAAGGACCAGUUCUCUGUAAGGCCUGUAAGGCUGGUCCUUAAGGCUGGGAACAGUCAUGUCAGGCUCGGGGUGUUAGGUAAGUCUACGGAAGGCUUGGGUCUAAACAACCGAUCCUUUUCUACAUCAGGCCUUGUCAUGUGUUAUGGCCUGUCUAUCUGAUGUAGUUAUUUACCUGUGAGGGGGAGGGAGUCUCCUGAUCAGCUCCUUGGCCAUUCUGCAGCCUCCACAUGCCCCGCUGUGGAGCAGACAGGAUCCACCAAUCCUGUGUCCAGUCCUAUGUGUCCAGUUCUGGCUGGGGGCCUGGGGAGAAGCUGGGUGGUGGGGAGGGCAGGGAAACACCUGGGUUUUGCUUUCUGAGCAGCUCCCAGUGGCUGGGCCUCGAGGCUACCCAAUGUGAGAGAGGGUGGAGGCACAGAAGUUCUAGUUCACCUUUUUAUUCUUCCGGUUGAUACCUUUAACCGUUUAACAAAUAACUGAGCCUAUAUUUAUCAAUGCCAAGAAUUUCAAAGGCUUCUCCAACAAGAUGAAGCUGUUACUAUGUUUAUAUUCUUUCUCCUUCCCUCCUGUUUCCCAGGUUUUGCUGAAAUAAUCUGAAAUUAUAGACACAGCUUAUUAUUAAAUUUGUCCUUGCAUAAUGUCUCUUCUCGUA
Talpa occidentalis (Iberian mole) is the source of this 5283-nucleotide messenger RNA. RefSeq names its product solute carrier organic anion transporter family member 2B1 (gene SLCO2B1). NCBI's taxonomy places the organism in Eukaryota, Metazoa, Chordata, Mammalia, Eulipotyphla, Talpidae. Gene Ontology annotation, cellular component: membrane. Gene Ontology annotation, molecular function: bile acid transmembrane transporter activity; protein binding. The coding region runs from base 1881 to 3572 and encodes 563 amino acids. The transcript is spliced from 11 exons. The record is from RefSeq and is a predicted model, not a curated record. Gene Ontology annotation, biological process: bile acid and bile salt transport; sodium-independent organic anion transport; transmembrane transport.